Macroventuria anomochaeta is the source of this 1669-nucleotide messenger RNA. RefSeq lists its product as uncharacterized. Bases 39 to 1577 code for a protein of 512 amino acids. The record is from RefSeq and is a predicted model, not a curated record. Lineage: Eukaryota; Fungi; Ascomycota; Dothideomycetes; Pleosporales; Didymellaceae. The transcript is spliced from 2 exons. Gene Ontology annotation, molecular function: lipid binding. Gene Ontology annotation, biological process: mitochondrion organization. Gene Ontology annotation, cellular component: ERMES complex.
GACAAAAUGUGUCUGCGGUAACAGCACGCAAAUAUACCAUGGCGAAAGCAGUACCCACGCCAAUAUCCCCACCGCAACCGGUGAUACAGGGGUCUUCAUCACUGUCGUUCACGCAAGGCUUCUUGCUGGGUCAGUUCUCGAUUGCGCUGAUCAUUUUCUUCUUCAUCAAGUUCUUCAUCUUUGGCGAGCCUCCAUCUGCAGACGACCGCGCGUUGCACCUUAGCUCGCUACGGCGCGCACGCACUCUUGCCCACCAGCAAUCACUGCACUCGCUCAAGCAACGCACGCGCUCGAACUCGACGACCACCCCAGCAUUGCGCCACAAGCACUCGCGCAGCAUUAUCAAGAAGGGCGAAGAGAGCAGGGGAGGGCCGAGCAUAGCCACCAUCCUUGCCAAGACAUACUACAAUGUGAACGGCCAUCAGCCCGAGAGUCUCGACUGGUUCAAUGUCCUCAUAGCACAAACAAUCGCCCAGCUACGAGCCGAUGCAAGACAAGACGGCGCAGUCCUCACAUCUCUGACCGACGUCCUGAACUCGGGCAGCAAGCCCGACUGGAUCGGCGAGAUCCGCGUCACCGAGAUCGCCCUGGGCGAUGAAUUCCCAAUCUUCAGCAACUGCAGAAUCAUGCCCGCCGAGGACGGGUUCUGGUACGGGCCCGGCACGAGCGGCGACAACGAAGGCCGCCUGCAAGCACGCAUGGACGUCGACCUGAGCGAUGUGAUCACAAUCGGUGUCGAAACCACACUCAACCUCAACUGGCCCAAGCCCUUCUCCGCCGUCCUUCCCGUCGCCCUCGCAGUAAGCGUCGUCCGCUUCUCAGGCACCCUCACCAUGUCCUUCAUCCCCUCCUCCUCUCCGCUCUCCACAACCGCCGCCACGCCCUCGCCAACAUCGCACUCGCACACGGCCUCCACACACCCCCCCUCCGAGCCGCCGCGCCCCUCAACAUCCUCGUCGAACCCAUCAACUGCAAAUCCGACCCCGCACCGCCCGACAACCCUCGCCUUCACGUUCCUCGACGACUACCGCCUCGACCUCUCCGUACGGUCCCUCGUCGGCUCGCGCUCACGGCUGCAAGACGUGCCCAAGAUCGCGCAGCUCAUCGAGUCGCGCGUGCACGCGUGGUUCGACGAGCGCGCCGUGGAGCCGCGGUUCCAGCAGAUCUCGCUGCCCUCGCUGUGGCCGCGGAAACACAACACGCGGGGCGGCGCGACGGAAGACGCUGAGGAUGAGGGGAUAGAUGUCGGGAGUCUGGCGCCGGAGGAUGAGGCUGUGCCUGCUGCGGGGCUGGGGCUGGGACUGGAAGUCCCAGAGGCGAGAGGGUCGAGUUUUGUGCCGCCUGCAGGUUCGGCGGCGGCGACGCUGGAGGAGCGGAUUGAGGCUGAGGGCGCCAAGUUGAGGGGGGCGGAGAUCCUGGCCGGGGAACGGAAAGCGACGCGCAGGGGGGAUGAGGGGAUGAGGUGGAGGGGGGAGACGAGUCGACCCGGAGGUGCGAGUAGACCACAGGCCCCAAAUCGAUUCAAGAGUGAGCAUUACAGUGGGCAGAAGGGCAUGCCUGGCGCUAUGCUUGAGUAGAUCAUGUCUUCUAGAGGUACUUUGUACGAUUAGCGAAGACUGUGGGAUCGGUGUAUCAGUGUAUCAUCAACAAUGUACAAGACACGAACAGC